This is a messenger RNA of Helianthus annuus (common sunflower), 1609 nucleotides long. RefSeq names its product anthranilate N-benzoyltransferase protein 1. The transcript has 3 exons. The record is from RefSeq and is a predicted model, not a curated record. NCBI's taxonomy places the organism in Eukaryota, Viridiplantae, Streptophyta, Magnoliopsida, Asterales, Asteraceae. Bases 1 to 1383 code for a protein of 460 amino acids. Gene Ontology annotation, molecular function: acyltransferase activity, transferring groups other than amino-acyl groups.
AUGGACAUUGGGGGUGACAGUUUCUCGGUGAAGGUGAUUCAAAAGGAAGUGGUUCAUGCUGAAGAAGCAUGGAAUGAGCACUGGUUACCCUUUACAAACUUUGAUUUGCUUCUGCCACCUUUGGAGGUUGGCUCAAUCUUCUUUUACAAGAAACCCGCCCAUGCGGCGAGUUUCUUCACCAUUGUAAACACGCUUAAAGCUUCUCUAUCCCGAGCUCUCGCACUCUACCCUCCCCUCGCAGGCGAGAUAGCGUGGAAUGGAGCUGCUGGAGAGAAUCAAAUUCACUGCAACAACCGAGGGGUUUACUUCAUUGAAGCUGUUGCUGACGUGGUUCUCAAGGAACUGAAUUUGUACAAUCCUGAUGAGUGCAUAGAGGGUAAACUAAUGCCCAAGAAACUACUACAUGGGGUUCUUGCUAUCCAGGUUACAAAGUUAAAAUGUGAUGGAAUUGUGAUAGGGGUCAUGUUUGAUCAUCGUAUAGCAGAUGGUUACUCAGCUAACAUGUUUAUUUCAUCAUGGGCAGACAUAACUCGAUCUAAAACUCCAUCUAUGAUCCCCUCCUUUGAGAGGUCAUACCUAAAACCAAGGUCCCCAACAGUUUAUUCACAAUUAAUAGACAAUGUGUUUGCUCCAUUUUCACCACCAUCCUCCAACCCUGAUAUAAAUUACCUAGGUAAAGAAGAGGGUGACGAGUAUCUACAUGUUAAUCGCGUAUACUACAUCGAGGGUGAGCAACUUAAAGGUUUACAACUGUUGGUGAACGAAAACGGGGCCAGGAGGUCUAAGCUAGUGGCAUUCACCUCUUUCUUGUGGAAGCAAGUGGCUUUGAGCAUGGAAAACUCAGGAAAACAAAAUGAAGCAUGUAAUGUGAUUGUUGCUGUAGAUGGAAGAAGAAGGUUGAGUGAGAAAGAAAAAAUGAUGAUGUCACACUUUGGCAAUGUCCUAUCGAUGCCAUUCGGGUCGAAAAAACCACAGGAGUUAAAGGAGAUGUCACUAAGCAAUGUCGCUACAACGGUUCAAGAGUUCUUGCAGCCUGCCACUACGAAAGAACAUUUCUUGGACAUAAUAGAUUGGGUGGAAGAACAAAAGCCACGACCACUAAUAUCAAAGGCUGUGGUCAAUGUAAGGAUGUCAUUCACAGUGUCAGCAGGACAAAAAUUUGAGAUCAUGGACAAGAUAGAUUUCGGGUGGGGCAAGGUGACAUUUGGAUCAUGUCAUGUCCCAGAAUCAAGGAAGGACUGUUUUGUGAUGACAAUGGGUAGUCCAACAAACGACGAGGAUUGGGUUGUUUACAUGCAUAUGCCGUUGAUGCACAUGAGCUUCAUCGAGGCACAUGCUAGUCAUGUGUUCAAGCCCUUGAAUACUGAUUACAUCCCGAUUUAACACAUGUCGUCUUAUUCAAUUCCUUGGUCAUAUAGAAGUGUGAUUGGGUGUUUGCAUUUGAAUAACUAUGUUCGCCGUGUUACUAAAUAAGUGUGUGGUUCUUUGUUACAAAGAACACUGUUGCGGUUUACAAUUUGUGCUAUCUUUGCUUGGCUUGUAUCGUGUGAUAUUUCAAAUUGUCUUUUAACGAAUGUAUAAAGUUUACGGUAUCAUGUUUUAUGAUAAA